Messenger RNA from Betta splendens (Siamese fighting fish), 1159 nucleotides. It is a transcript of the gene pax1b, whose product is annotated as paired box 1b. Lineage: Eukaryota; Metazoa; Chordata; Actinopteri; Anabantiformes; Osphronemidae. Gene Ontology annotation, biological process: regulation of transcription by RNA polymerase II; anatomical structure development. Gene Ontology annotation, molecular function: DNA-binding transcription factor activity, RNA polymerase II-specific; RNA polymerase II cis-regulatory region sequence-specific DNA binding. The coding region runs from base 99 to 995 and encodes 298 amino acids. The transcript has 5 exons. The record is from RefSeq and is a predicted model, not a curated record.
GGAGGAAGGAGGAGGAAGGAGGAGGCGAUGGGUCGAAGACCGAUGCUCCAGUCGGAGCGCCGGAGGGUGCAGCGGUGAGACGUGUUGGACGGCAGCUGAUGGAGCAGAGCUACGGGGAGUUGAACCAGCUCGGCGGAGUGUUCGUUAACGGCCGGCCGCUGCCCAACCCGGUGCGGUUCCGGAUCGUGGAGCUGGCCCAGCUCGGCAUGCGGCCCUGCGACAUCAGCCGCCAGCUGCGGGUCUCCCACGGCUGCGUGUCCAAGAUCCUGGCGCGAUACCACGACACGGGCUCCAUCCUGCCCGGAACCAUCGGCGGCAGCAAGCCGCGAGUCACGACCCCGUCCGUGGUCAGGAGCAUCCGGGACUACAAGCGGAGCGACCCGGGCAUCUUCGCCUGGGAGAUCCGGCACCGGCUGCUGGCGGACGGGGUGUGUGACGGCUACAACGCGCCGUCCGUCAGCUCCAUCAGCCGCAUCCUCAGGAAUAGGAUCGGCAGGUUCUCCCACGCGAGUCUACAGGACCACGAACCGGAGCAGGUCCAGAACGGACACGUUUACCCGCCCUGGACCUACGGGCCCGCAGAACCGCCCGCCGGAACCAGGACGGACGUUUCCCGGAGCUGGCGCAGCGUCCUGGACUCCAGAGCGUUCAUGGAGCCGUCCGGUUGGUGGCCAAAAUACGUCACAACGAAAAAUGGUUCCGUUAAUACUCUGUCCGCAUGUGAUGGACACUCAGUCAAAGCAGAGGACUGGACCAGUAUGACCAGUAUGACCAGUAUGACCAGCGUUAGCUGGUUCCCUCCUGCAAUAAGUGGAUCCGAGACAAUCGGAUACCCGCAGCAGCCCCCCUGCCGUUUUCCUGCCUCGGCCCCAGCUUGUGCGUCUCCUCCACCCGGCCUCCCAGCAGCCGGCUCCUCCUGGGCCUCUGCUCGUCCUCCGGCUGCGCGGCGCUGGAGGCUGCAGGGUUCAGGCCUCCAGGAGAGAACAGGAAGCUGAACAAACCUCACAGAUCAUCUUCUGUCUCGUGAUGCCGGCAGGUUCAGGUCAAAGGUCACAGGUCACAGACGCCGGUGGCUCCUGCGGCUGCUUCUAACAUCUUGUAACACGCGUGUGCACAGAUGUAAAGAUACUGUUAAUAAAUCUGCACGUCUGGAACCAUC